Perca fluviatilis (European perch) is the source of this 981-nucleotide messenger RNA. RefSeq lists its product as uncharacterized. The transcript has 3 exons. Lineage: Eukaryota; Metazoa; Chordata; Actinopteri; Perciformes; Percidae. The record is from RefSeq and is a predicted model, not a curated record. The coding region runs from base 40 to 981 and encodes 313 amino acids.
AAGUUUCAAAUCCCAUGGCAGAAGUUCCCAGAUACGUUGAUGGAUGCACUGAAGGAGAAGAAGAGACCACCACCAAAACAUAGAAGGCACAUGAUCCGGAUCAUCAUGGAAGACAUGAUGGCUACUGACACCAGACCAGGCAGAAGCAAGUUGAAGCAGGUUGCACAGCAGCUGGUUGAGAGAUACCCUGAUUCCUUCUUGGACAAAUGUGGCAUAAAUGUUGUGGGUCAGGGUUUUGCAUCCCUUGUAAUGCAAAUGGAGAACAGGGUUGAGAAUGUCAGAAGACAGUAUGCUUUUAGCACAUCCCAUGAAGGGAGGCCAAAGAAAAAAUGCAGAUCUUCUGACCGUUAUGGUUGUACUCAGUGGCAACCCGAGUCACUGAAUGACUUUAACAGCCAAGAGGAUAAAAAGAAAAUGCUUCAAGAUGCCUUUAAAGAAAACCUUCUCCCUCAGAGUGACAUUCAAAGACUGAUGUCUGAAACAUACUGUGCCCAGCGCAUCACUUUGAAUAGUGAGGAAAAUGUAAUCAAAGUCAUGGAAGAAUGGCCUUACCUCUUCAUCACCACCCAUCUGCUCGACCACACAGAGAAACUAAUGGGAUUUCCUGUCCAAACCAAAUUGCUGGACCAAAUUCAGGAGAAGGGCAAGAUCAUCACAGAGUUUCUUGGUAGCCAGGGAAUCACAGGAGUAACUACAGACCCAUUGAAACUCCUCCAGGGUCUAGUGAAGUACCUCGCAGAGGAACAAAAGGUGCUUUUAAUAAAUGAAGAAGAUGCCUUAGCAGAACUGCCAAGCACCCCAUGUAUCAUAGUUAUGGAUGAAGGAAGAUACAAGAUUUCAGUGGAUGAAGUCACCGUUAACAUCGUUGGCUGUCCACUAGUUGCUGUGAGCUAUAUGUUCAGCCUAUAUUAUGUGCUGAAUAUAAAGUAUCCAAAGGGGCAGCGCCCUGACUCUGGAGUUCAUCCAGAGGUAAAGUUUUAG